GCUAAAGGGAAACGAGGAAAGAAAAGGCAGAAGGUGGACAAUGCUGAUCUUUCUCAGCUAUCUGAUUAUGCAGCAGAAGUGUUCUACCAAUUUUUUUUAAAGGUAAUCAAAUAAUCAAGUCUUUUUUUACUUAAUUGGUAGACACAUUGAACAGUUUUAUGAGAAGUAAGAUAUGGGGCAAAAUCCAGACACGUUAAGUUAAAACUAGUCAAGUUGAUUUUGCUUUUUUGAACAAAAUUCUUAACUUUAAUUUAACAAGUGGCAGUUACAAAACACAGGUCACAAGGGAAGGUCUGACUACAUGCUCUUAUAAAAAAACUGAGAUAGGCAUGCAGUUUCCCCUUAACUUAAAACACCUCAUUUCAGAUCGUGAUUUGGGCUUUUCGUUAUUAUUCAUUUUGAUUUCAGGUUUACACCGACAGAAAAGACAUUUCUGAAGUUAUUAGAAGUACUGUCUUCGAGGAAGAUUAGCAAGAUUUAAUUGACAUUGUUGACAUUAACAGGUAUGUGUCAGGUAUUUCACUUUUAGUAAGAGUGUAAAGGGGCAAUUCCACAGUUACGGACAUUACACUCAGAGAGCAUUUUUUAACUUUGAUCUCCUGUCCUGUUCACAAUAUGCAGUAUAAUUUGUUUCCUUGAAAUGUUUCAUGAAUCACAGGAACUGAGCCUUAAAAGUCGUGAUUAAAAUUGACGGUUGUUUUAGCUGUAAUGUCUGUAACAGGCCUUUCAGUCAAAUUCAGAGGGAGCUAAAAAUUUGUUCUCUGAGUAUUUUUUUAUUGUGCAAAAACAGCAAUUUAAUGCAAAUUUUUUAUUGGCAAAUGCUCAAAGUUUUCUUCAGUCACAUUAAAUUUCUCUGAGGUCUAUCUUAACUGCUUUGGUUCCCUAAAAGGCUGUGUUAUGCACAUUACACCAAGUGUUACGGACAUUACUGUCUGUGAAUUUUUUCUUAAAAAUAAUAUUAUGUGUACUAUGAUGCUAAAAAAAUUGCUUAUUUCAUUUAUUUUUAUGUGUUAAGUUUACCAUCAGCAAUGUCUAGAAGCCCUGAAAAUUAAAUGAAAACAAAAGCACACAAAAGCUGUUUUGUAAUUAUAGCUGGUCAGCGCAUUCCUUUUCAGAGCAUGCUCUGAACAUUCUUUGAAAGAAAACCACUGACCAGUAGUUUUAAUCAAAUUAUGACAUCUCAUUGUACUCUGAAAGUUACAUAAACAAGAUGGUUGUCUUUUCUAAAAAAAAAUGUCAAAACAGGGGCUGAAAGGGCCAGAACUUUUAGAACAAGACUCAAAGUAGAUGUUGAGAGGUAUAAGGCCUAUAAGAACAAAGACAAAGAAAGGAAAAGAGUGCAAAGAAAAGGUCAAGCCCUUAGUCCAAGUGAAGUUGCAAGAAGGAAGAAACUCACCCGUGAAAGAGUCAGAAAAUGUAGGCAAAGACAAAAAGAGAAGAAAGCAAAAAACUCUUCCCAAGACCAAGAUGUAUCACAAGCUUACCAAACACCUCAAGCUCUAGGAAAGGCUCUUGGUAAGGUCAGCAGCAGAGUGCUUCCCCAAAGCCCCAGAAAACGAAAGGCUGUGGUUUUCAAACUAGCACAUGCUUCAGGUUUUCUUAGGAAAAAGAAGUGCACUAGAGGUAACAGGGGUCUUCCAAAAGAGACGGUAAAUCUUGUUAAAGUUUUCUUUCAGCUUGACUCCAUCUCUCGCCAAGCACUAGGCAGAAAAGACUUUGUCGCUGUUCAGGAAAACAACACAAAACAUCAUAUCCAGAAAAGGCACUUGUUGUGGUCCCUAAGGGAAUGUUAUAGCAUAUUCAUGAAAGAAAACCCCACCACUGAGAUUGGCCUUAAUAAGUUUUGCUCCUUAAGGCCAGUGAAUGUCUUGCUUUCUGCUGACAUGCCUAGAGAUGUUUGUCAAAAUGCUUUGUGAGAGCCUGCAUAAGGAAAUAGAUGAUUUUCCACUGUACUCAGGAAGUUUUGCAGAAAAUUUUGUUUGCAACCCUGAGUCAGAACUUUGCAUGCUUGGCAAAUGUAAAAAGUGUGCAAAAUGCCCCAGCUUGUUGCAAAAAAUAAGGUCAAGUUCAGGAAACCUUGAUGAGCAUGCAACAUGGUAUCAGUGGGAGCAUGUGGAACAAAUGGUGCAGGCAAAGAAAGGAAAAAGCAUGAAAAGGGUAACGAAAAUUCAGAAAGUUCUGAAAGAGGGUACUGUUGAUGAUUUACUGGAAGAUCUAGAAGUUCAGCUGCCAUCAUUCUUAGAACAUGUGUUUGUAAAGCGACAACAGGCAAGAAUUUUCAAAGAGAAGAUAGAACAUCUGACAGAGGAAGAGGCAGUGGUGCAAGUUGAUUUUGCUGAAAAUUUCAGCUGCAAGUACCAGGGAGAAGUUCAGUCAGCACACUGGAGCCAAGACCUAGUUACCCAGUUCACUGUUGCAAUCUGGACAAAGUCUGGAGACAAAAACAGCUGUUGUGAAUCUCACGUCAUUGUUUCAGAUGAUUUGAAGCAUGACAAAACAUCUGUUGCCGUGUUCAUGUGCAAAGUUGUCAACGACCUUGUGAAGGUGAGACACCCAGACAUAACUUGAGUUUGGAUAUUUUCAGAUGGACCAAGCACGUAGUUCAAGAAAAGGUACAGUGCCCAUUUUCUCCAUUUACUUCAAGGUCAAGGUCUUAACAUCCAGUGGAACUACUUUGCCACAUCACAUGGGAAAGGGGCUGUUUAUGGUAUCGGGGGAACUGUGAAGCGCAUGGUUUGGAAUGCUGUAUCCACAAGAAAGGUGGAAGCAGUCAAAGAUGCUUGCUCUCUUGCAAGUGUUGCAAAUACUAAGUUGAGCACACCUGUUGCGGUGACCUUUGUUGGAUCUAAAGAAUUAGAAGCUACUGCAGACUUACUUGGAUUAAAGAAAUUCUUCUCUGUUGAACCAGUAAUCCCAGGUAUUGCCAAAUUUCACAGCUUAGAACCACUCAGGAAUGGUCUUAUUCGUUGCCGUACUUUCUCUUACCAGAGUACCUGGAUUGAAAUGGGUGUCCAGUUGUCUGGUUCAGAAAAUGAAGACCUGGAUCAAAAUGAUAGUGAUGAUCAAGACUCUUCCUCUCUAAGCAAGGGAAGCAACAGUACCAGCAGUGCUGAUGAAGACGAGACCAGUGGAGAGAAAGGAGACUUUUUCAGCAGUGCUUCAAGAAACAGCCAUCACACGUACAAAGAAGUUUCAAGUGAGAGCAGUAAGGAAGACAGUAAAAAUCAUGAUGAAGAGGGUGACUCGAGUGAAGAAGAAGGUGUGACAAGAAACAAAGGUUCAGGUGGUCCAGAUGCGAAAGAAAGAGCCAGCAAUGCAAAUAAAAGUUCAAGUGACGAGGAAGAGAUGUCAGAGAAGAAAGAUAUCCAAGUUCAGCAGGGCCUUCCUGACAAGCUACUAUCACCGAUAUAUUCAAAGGAUGUGCUUUGUUCAGCCUUCCACAUCAUUUAGACUGCCAAGUAAAUGCAGUUUCUGAUGGCUGGAUUAGCUUUGAAGGAGGUGGUUUGAUUCAAAAUGAUGAUCUUAAUGGUUUAAUGGCAGGGGGAAGAAAAUCCAAGAUAAAUGGUUGUCCAACUUUAUUAUUGAUGAAUACCUGAGGCUUAUUCAAGUGACUUGUGCAGCUAACAACAGUUUGGCAGUUGAAACCUUGCCAUGGGAAUUGUUUGAGAGAGCAGUUGGUUCACUACCAGUGCAUCACUUGUUGAAAGGGAGAAAUCCACUUCUGCUUCAGGAUGUAGUCCUUGUGCCAUGCAAUACCCCAGAGUCUGAGCACUGGACUCUUCUAGCAGUUCUGCCAAAGGAGAAAUCUGUUGUUGUCUUAGACAGUAUGCCAAGUAACCACAUUAAACAUACAAGUCUUGAUGCUAUUUCUAAGAUGUGUGGCCUUCUCAAAGAGAUCAACAGCAAUGUAGACCUGAAUCAGUGCAAGCUUAUAGUGAACAAAAAGGGAGAUGUUCCUGAACCGACCAAUGCCUAUGACUGUGGAGUGUUCACUUGCUUGUAUGCAAGAUGCUUGGUUGGUUAUGGUGAGAUGAUCAGUGAUGCCAGCAUCUCGGAUUUCAGGAAACUCAUGCUGUUGGAAUUGCAUCAAAGAAAGCUACACCCAAUCCCACCAGAAGGCAUCCUACCAGCUGAGCAGUAUUAUGCUGUUGAAUAUGUGGAAACUUACUACAUUGGACAUGCACAAAGUCAAGCUGAUAGCUUUGUAAGAUUCAAGUUCCUCCAUCGAGUGGGUGCAAAGAGUUUUGACUGGCCCAGCCGGGAUGAUGUUGAUGAUGUUCACAUCUCUUGUGUGUUUUAUGGCCCCGUCACCCUAGAGAGUGCUGGCCCAUUUGCUGUUCCAAAACAGCAAAACAUUGAAAAAAAGGUUUAAAGUGACACAAAGAAAGAAGUGAAAUUUUGUUACGGACAUUACUCAUCUACUUAGAUAUUUUCUACUAGCCAAAAAUGGGGAAAAAUUGUCGAAAACUAUCAAAUUUUUUUCUCGUGUGAAAAAAACGCUCAUGCUGUAAUUAUACCUCAGUUUCAGUGGACUGGAUUGAUUUUGACAUUUUGGCAAAUUGUUCCUUAACUUGCACCUGUGGGUCCCACGUUUUCUUUGUUUAUAUGACCUAUUGAGUAGUAGACCCCUGCGGAGUGCAUAAGGGCGAAAACAGAAAUGACAUGUAUGUUUUUAAUACAGUGAUGUGUCUUCUCUUUAAUGGCACAGAAAUUAAUUCCAAUAUCCUUCUUUUAAAAAUGAUUGAUUUUUCACCUCUCAUGUGGAAUUGCCCAAAGUACCAUUUGGAAAUGAAGUCCUGAUCUUAAUGGAAAAUAUGCAUACUGUCUAAAACUAUUACAAUAAUAAAUUUAGACAAGAAGGUUAAAUACAGCUGUAGUGGUUUUUCUUGUAAAUCUUUUACCAGAGACCGUGCAACAAUUAAAAGCCAUUGCAUGACCAGAAAUUCAAAAAUAAUUUCCAGUCACUUUAACUGACAUUCAAAAACAAAAAAGAAAGAAAGAAAUGCUUAAUGACUGUCUAUCUGACAAAGGUACAGCAAAACUUUACAUCCAAUUUUUUAGAUUAAAAAAAAAACAGAUCUAAAUGUUUGUGCAAGAUCUAUAUCAGAGAUUUUGACACUGUUCAAAAAAUUUGCAGUCAUGUAUAAUCAGAACCUGGAAAUACACUCAGGCUGGUCUUUUAAACAAUACUUCAAGUUUGAUUAUAGAAUGAGGCACAUACAUUAUUAUUUUAAAAGUAAAAUCAUGUUUAUUUCUCCUAAAAUGUUUAAGAUAUUCACAAAGUGCAGGUCACAUUCCCCAGGUAAUAAGUACAUUUCACUGCUCCAUAGAUGAAUUGCCAAACCACACAGAUUCCCCUCUAUCUAAUAGAGCAUUUUGUUAAGAGUUUAGGGCUUGCAAACACUUUUAAUACUAUUCAUUUGUCUGUAUCAUGGUGAACUGUACUCUGACAGUGUGGAAAAGUUACCUGUAUUUUAGACCCGCCGUCAGUUUAACUGCACAGUCUGCAAUGUUGAUUUUGACAACUGUUUAACACCCACGGAAAUAUGCCCUCUUUUUUUUUUUUAGUGCAAAAAUUGGGAUUCCUUUUAAGGGAUUAAGUGUUUGGCUGCGACCUGAGCACUGGUGAUUAUGGCCACAUCACCACUGAACAUGCCAGCAUGCUGUUUAGAAACCACCUCAGCUUGAGGGAGUAUUCAAAUCAAGGCUUUGAGGCGCAGCACACUCAUUACAGUGUCAGUUAUAUUCAAAGGCUACUUCCCAUGACAGGCAUGGUCAUGCUACAUCAAGUUAGUUUUAUAUUUUACUUUUUAUUACUUUAUUUUUUUAUAUUAUCAUACAUCUCAACACUACAGUACUUGAAACUAAUAUUGUCACCUACUUAAAUAUUGUUAAAAUUAAACUAACAACUCUUUUUACAGAAAGGUUAGGAAGCUCAUCAUGUCAUUUUCACAUUAUUUUGUGAUUACCACAGAUGAUGCAUAGAGUUCAUAAAGAUAUGAAAAGCUCUUGAAUUUUAGCUGCCCUCUUAAAAGCUCUUGAAUCUAAGUUGAGUCAAUGGAAAAUCCUUGAACUUUAAAUCUUGUUUUGAAUAUCCUUUAAUCUUAAGAGCUUUCAUUGUUAGCAAUAAUAAUUUCCUGUUGGAGAACAUCCAUAGCUAUUAAAAAUACCUUUAGCAUCGGUUUUUCAUGGGAUACUGCAAACUGUAAACUGCAGUCUGCAGUCACCCAUUUGCAGUUUCACUUUGCCUGGAUUUUAAACUUUAGGCAGACAUUCAUUGUUUAUCACCAGCUAUAACUAGCACAUCAGAGGGUGGUGUAGAAAUCUGCUUUGUGCUUUUAAAUGUAAGGCUGAACAAUAAUAUUAUUGUUAUAGUGGCAAAAACAUUGCUGUAAGUCACCUACUGCUCUAAGCCUUUCCUGCCAUUCAAACUUGAACUGUAAACUGCAAAUGUGACCAGAAGAUCACUUGACGUUCUCAUAUUUGAGACCUGUUUUCAGUGUCCCAUGCAUGAAAAAACCUGAUGCUAAAGGUCUUUAUUGAAGUUUUAAAUGCCAAUUUACAGUUAGUAUUGAAGUCAUUGUUCUAAGCAUACCAUAUUACUAAAGUAUCAGUGUUUGGGAGCUACACUGUACAUGUUCUUGAAUAUUAUGUAUCUUAUUGUGUGAAAACUAGAAUCCAUUGGGGAAAAAGGCAAAGUCUGGUUAAUCACAUGUUCUUGUUGGUAUUGAUGUUGUUGGCACUUUUAAAUAAUCAACUCUAUUUCGUUAUAUUAAGUCCAACAGAUUUUGCUACAUUUCUUUUCUGAAAAGUUGCUGUUCCUGCGGGUUUGCUUCAGAAUGGCUACAGAGAGCAUGGAAAAUGGUGAUUAUCUUCUAAAAUGUUUGCCAGCUAGAAACAUUAUAUAAUGGAACUUCUUUUUAUGUCAGUCCCUUAGAUGUGUAGUCAAAUGUAUUCUACCUUGUUGAGACAACGUUAUGUAAAAAACUGAGAUUCCCAUAAAAAGCAUACACUAUAUCCAAUGACAACAUCACUUUGCACUUUAUCUUUUUCUACCUGGAAUGUGGUGAGAUAACAUUAAUAUGUUGUCAUUCUUCCUCUUGAGCAGUAGAAAACUAACCACAUAAAAAGUUGCAGUAAGGUUAGAGCUUAUUGAACACAGUCUGUUAAAAUCUUUUUUUGUUGUUGUUGUUUUAACUGUGACUGGUUCCAUUAUUCUGCCAAUGCCAAUUUUUUUUUUUUGUAUGUCAGGCAAACCAUUCCAUUUUGAGAGGCUGCGGUUGGUCUAGAAAAAAAGAAGUGUCUUGGUCAAAAGAUGACAUGGCCUGGAUUUUCACCAUGAAUAACUUGUUCAACAAACUGUUUUGCAAGGAUGCUCUUUCUUAUGAAUUUGACAAAGGUUUAAAACAAGUGGUAAUAUUACCCGACUGUUUACCUAUCUAUCAAUAUGAUCAUGCACUGUGGGAGCAGCUCUUUCCUACAGUUUUGACCAGUUUUACUUCCUUGCUGGAACAGCCACAAAGUCCACAAUCCAUUCCAGCUAGCAGCCCAGCUUUCAGCAACACUGACCCAGUCAGCAGCUCUUCCACAAGCCUCUCAUCAAGCCCUGCCACUAGCCCUUCAAAUUCCAGUUGCAGACCUUCGUCCAGUGUCACAGUGGAUACUAAAACUGCCUUUGUUCCUUAA
Molecule: messenger RNA, 7686 nt
Organism: Porites lobata
Lineage: Eukaryota; Metazoa; Cnidaria; Anthozoa; Scleractinia; Poritidae
Source: the annotation of a GenBank genome assembly